AUGGGUCUCCGUACAAGACGACCUCAGUCGCCCGCGUCAAAGCCACUCCCCUCCCUCUCGCUCAAGCGGGAGGAGAACGGCAACGGCAAGAUGAGCAACGGCGUGGAGAUGCGGCGCAAAACCGCCACGCACCAGGAUCCGGACAGCAUCGCGGCGAACCACAUUUCCCGCGAGGGCUUCUCCCUAGACCACCCCGUGCCCAAGACGCCGACCUCGACCGACGUGGGCUUCUUCCAGCUGCCCGCGCAGGACCAGAGGAGCUUUCUGCUGCUGGUCUUGCUCUACUUCUUGCAGGGUAUCCCCAUGGGGCUCGCCAUGGGCUCCGUGCCCUUCCUGCUCAAGAACCACAUGUCGUAUGGCGAAAUCGGCACCUUUAGCCUGGCGUCGUAUCCCUACUCGCUCAAGCUGUUUUGGAGCCCGUUUGUCGACGCGGUAUGGAGCUCCAAGAUUGGCCGGCGGAAGACUUGGAUCGUGCCCAUCCAGUUCCUGUCCGGCUUCGGCAUGCUCUGGCUGGGGUCCAACGUCGAGGACAUGAUGGAAAAGAUUGGCAAGGCCGAGGGCCCCACCGUCUGGUCCUUUAUGCUCUGGUGGUUCUUCUUGGUGCUCAUGUGCGCGACGCAGGAUAUUGCCGUCGACGGCUGGGCCCUCACGCUGCUGACUCCGGGAAACGUGUCGUAUGCUUCCACGGCGCAGACCGUGGGCCUGACGGCGGGCCACUUCAUGUCCUACACAGUCUUCCUCGCUCUCAACGCCUCCGACUUUGCCAACAAGUGGUUCCGAAACACGCCCUCCGACGAUGGUCUCGUCUCGCUCGGCGGCUACCUCACCUUUUGGGGAUGGGUCUACAUCGUCGUCACCAUUGGACUGGGCCUGCUCAAGCGCGAAGAAAAGUCGCAGAACGAGGACGGCGUUUGGGACGUGUACCGCAUCAUGUGGGGGAUCCUCAAGCUCCGCAACGUGCAGACCAUCAUCAUCGUGCACCUGAUUGCCAAGAUUGGCUUCCAGGCCAACGACGGCGUCACCAACCUCAAGCUCCUCGACAAGGGCUUCGGCAAGGACAACAUGGCCCUCACCGUCCUCAUCGACUUUCCCUUUGAGAUUGGCGUUGGAUACUACGCCGGCAUGUGGUCGCAAAAGUACACGCCCAUGCGGCUGUGGUGCUGGGGCUUCGCGGGCCGCCUGUUGGCCGCACUGAUUGCUCAAGUCACCGUGGCCAUUUUCCCGGCGGAGGGAGUGACGACGUGGUAUCUCCUCGUCGUCAUUGGCGAGCACGUGUUUUCGACAUUUACAAACACCAUCAUGUUUGUCGCCAUCUCGGCAUUCCAUGCCAAGGUAUCUGAUCCGGUCAUUGGAGGCACUUAUAUGACGCUCCUCGCAACCGUUUCUAACCUUGGAGGCACAUUUCCUCGGUAUUUCGUCUUGAAGCUUGUAGACGCCUUUACUGUUGCGACUUGCCAUCCCGGCUCCAAGAGCACGAGCAACUUGAAGGGCCCUCUUGUCACGGAAUCCUUCUCGUGCGCCAUUCAGGGGGAGAAGGAACGGUGCCUAAACGGCGGCGGAAGCUGCGAGAUGAUGCGCGACGGAUAUUACACUGUCAACGUCCUCUGCGUCGUGUUCGGCGUGGCGACAUUCAUGUGGUAUAUCAAGCCAAAGGUGCUGCACUUGCAGAGCCUGCCGCUGAGGGCGUGGAGGUUGGCCGGCGGCGGUAACAAAUAG
Trichoderma aggressivum f. europaeum is the source of this 1716-nucleotide messenger RNA. RefSeq lists its product as uncharacterized. Bases 1 to 1716 code for a protein of 571 amino acids. Gene Ontology annotation, molecular function: acetyl-CoA transmembrane transporter activity. NCBI's taxonomy places the organism in Eukaryota, Fungi, Ascomycota, Sordariomycetes, Hypocreales, Hypocreaceae. The record is from RefSeq and is a predicted model, not a curated record. The transcript has 2 exons. Gene Ontology annotation, cellular component: membrane.